CAGGGAAGGAGUUAUUCUGACCUCUUCCCUUCUUCCUUCCCAUUACAUAAAAUAAGACAAAAUAUGCCUCGUUGCAGCAAUGCAACCGUCUGUAUUGCCAAUUUCCUCACCAUUCUGAUCGCCGUCCCCCUCAUCUGCAUUGGCCUCUAUCUUAGGACUCAAGAUGGUGCCAAAUGCCAAAAUAGCAUCCCAUGGGUAGUCAUAGCCACGGGUGCCGCUCUUUUGUUCCUAUCUCUAUGUGGUAUCCUUGGGUCAUGCUGCCGUGUAAACUUUUUCAUGUUUAUAUAUCUCUUCUUAAUGUUCCUGAUGAUUAUUAGCGUCAUCAUCUCCAUGUGUUUCUCUUUCGUGGUCACAAGUAAGAAGGUGGAAAAAACUGUGUCGGGCCUGAAGCUAGGGAAUUCUUCGAACUGGCUUCAGAAAUUUGCCACAUCAAAAUGGGAUGAAACAGAGAAGUGCAUGAAGGAGACAAAGAUGUGCAGCAGUCGGGUGUUUGAGCUUAUCGCCAAAGGAGAUAAUACAGAGACAGGACGUUGGUUGAGCAAGACUGACCUUUAUGAUGAGCUAUCUCCUGUGCAGGCCGGCUGCUGCAGACCACCUAACGAUUGUGGUUUCACGAGAGUUAACGAUACUUACUGGGAAGCACCAAAAUCAGGGAAAUUCACAUCAUCGAACAAUGACUGCAAAGCAUGGAGCAACAGUCAAGAUGGGAUGUGCUAUAGCUGUGAAUCGUGCAAAGCUGGAACAGUUGCGGGUGUGAGGAAAAACUUUAGAAUCAAUGCUUGGGUUAAUGUAGGCACUCUUGUGUAUCUCCUUAUCGUCUAUACCUUAGGAUGUUGUGCUUUCCAUAACAACAGAGCCAACAAAUAUGAACGCGCUUGAGUUGGCAUAGAGGUGGCCGACAUUCUUGAGUUGGAUUCCUUGACUUGUAUCUAUGUACUGAUUAUAAUAGUAGAAGAUAAGUCAAUGGUGAAGUUCAAUGAAAUUUCUAUGUAACAUAUGACACUCAUCAUCUUGUUGUUA
Molecule: messenger RNA, 1020 nt
Organism: Asparagus officinalis (garden asparagus)
Lineage: Eukaryota; Viridiplantae; Streptophyta; Magnoliopsida; Asparagales; Asparagaceae
Product: tetraspanin-8-like
Exons: 2
Coding region: 64-879 (271 amino acids)
Biological process (GO): auxin-activated signaling pathway
Cellular component (GO): plasmodesma; plasma membrane
Source: RefSeq, a predicted model, not a curated record